Messenger RNA from Didymodactylos carnosus, 762 nucleotides. The record is from the annotation of a GenBank genome assembly. Lineage: Eukaryota; Metazoa; Rotifera; Eurotatoria; Philodinida; Philodinidae.
AUGCAUCCUUCAAGUCAAUCAAAAACCAAGACAAUACAAGGGUCUCUUCCAGUCAUUGAUUCUGGCCAAGACGUUCAAGAAACGAAUGAACGACGUCACAUACAUCUUCGCCAACUACUUCCACCAACGAAUGUUAUCGAUCAUCUACGUACAAAAAUUACAAAUAAAAAGGGGAGUGAUAAAACAUCGCCACCGCAGUCUUUAAUAACGACAAGUGCUCCAAAUGAGCCAGUUAAUAGAAAAAGUUUGAAAUCGAUUAUGUCAAACGAAGCCACAAAAUCUCAUGAAAAUAGUGCUUCUUCAUUACCACCUAUGGAAUCCAAUGUCAAGCAAAAUGGACCACAAAUUGUGGAAAAUAAUCAAGUAGAGGUAGCAUCUUCUAUAAAUAAUGUUAAUGACGAAAAUAUUACAAUAAAAGAAAUAGUUGAAAAGAAUCGUACAUCUUCGUUUAACGAAAGUGAACAAGAAGAAAGCUUGGCGAUCGAUCGUGAUCAGCUGAAAAAACGAAAAAAAGGGAAAAGAAGUAAUCGUGUAACACCACGUCAAAAAACUCGUAUUUCUCAUAAAUCACAGCUAUCUUCAUUGGACGAUAGUCAACAGGAUUCAAUUUCAGAGAAUAAAGUAUCAAAACAAAAACGACACAUUAUUCGAAGUUGGCCAUUUCAAUUACGAGAUGAAGAUUUUUGGGAACUAUUUCAAGAUUUGCCAAGCGAAGAACAAUUGAUUGUUUGUAAAGUGUUCUUCAAAUCCAAUAUGAACUGA